Ochotona curzoniae (black-lipped pika) is the source of this 2229-nucleotide messenger RNA. RefSeq names its product grainyhead like transcription factor 2 (gene GRHL2). Bases 352 to 2229 code for a protein of 625 amino acids. The transcript has 16 exons. Gene Ontology annotation, molecular function: RNA polymerase II cis-regulatory region sequence-specific DNA binding; DNA-binding transcription activator activity, RNA polymerase II-specific. NCBI's taxonomy places the organism in Eukaryota, Metazoa, Chordata, Mammalia, Lagomorpha, Ochotonidae. Gene Ontology annotation, biological process: neural tube development; brain development; regulation of transcription by RNA polymerase II. Gene Ontology annotation, cellular component: nucleus. The record is from RefSeq and is a predicted model, not a curated record.
GAAAGAAUUCAGCUCCUUGCGAGAAAGUUACCUGUGGCCGCCCAAGUCCGCCACUUUCUGCUCUGUGUCUGCCCCAUUGCCACGAUCCAGGAGGACUCCGCGCCGCCCGGCCGCCUCCGAGCUCGGGCCCCAUGUGAGGGCCUCCCCCCAUCCCACCUUUCCGGCUAGGUGAGGGCGCGAGCGGGCGAGCGAGCGAGAGUGGUGAGGGGGGACGAAAAAGCAGAAUUACCUGUAGCUCUUGUUCUGCCAUCUCGGGCGCUCUCACACACCUUCACCUGCACAGACCUGAAAGUCCAGUUUCACCAGAGGCUGAGGCUCCAGGAAAAGGGGAGCGAGUUCAUUGGAUCAAACAUGUCACAAGAGUCGGACAAUAAUAAAAGACUGGUGGCCCUGGUGCCCAUGCCUGGUGACCCUCCAUUCAAUACCCGAAGAGCCUACACCAGUGAGGAUGAGGCCUGGAAGUCAUACUUGGAGAACCCCCUGACAGCGGCCACCAAGGCCAUGAUGAGCAUCAACGGGGAUGAAGACAGUGCGGCUGCCCUUGGCCUGCUUUACGACUACUACAAGGUUCCUCGAGACAAGCGACUGCUGCCUGUAAGCAAAGCCAGUGACAGCCAAGAAGACCAGGAUAAAAGAAGCUGUCUUGGCCCCAGUGAGGCCCAGAGCAAUUUGAUUGGAGGAGAGAACCGAGUGCAGAUCCUAAAGACUGUGCCAGUGAACCUUUGCCUUAACCAAGACCACUUGGAGAACUCCAAGCGGGACCAGUACAGCGCCAACGUCGCUGAGAGCCCAGCCGUCAUCCCUGUAUCUGGAAUCACUGUGGUAAAAGCUGAGGAUUUCACGCCCGUGUUCAUGACUUCGCCUGCGCAUUAUCCGCGGGGAGAUGGUGAGGAGCAGCGCGUGGUCAUCUUUGAACAGACUCAGUAUGAUGUGCCUGCCAUCGCCACUCAUAGCAACUACCUCAAGGACGACCAGCCCAGCACGCCCGACAGCACCUACAGUGAGAGCUUCAAGGACGGGGGAACCGAGAAAUUUCGGAGCGCUUCAGUUGGGGCUGAGGAGUACAUGUAUGACCAGACUUCAAGUGGCACGUUUCAGUACACUUUGGAAGCUACCAAAUCUCUCCGCCAGAAGCAGGGGGAGGGCCCCAUGACCUACCUCAACAAAGGACAGUUCUACGCCAUCACACUCAGUGAGACUGGAGACAACAAAUGCUUCCGGCAUCCCAUCAGCAAAGUCAGGAGCGUGGUGAUGGUGGUGUUCAGUGAAGACAAGAAUCGAGACGAACAGCUGAAAUACUGGAAGUACUGGCACUCCCGGCAGCACACGGCCAAACAGAGGGUCCUCGACAUUGCUGACUACAAGGAGAGCUUUAACACAAUUGGAAACAUUGAAGAGAUUGCGUAUAAUGCUGUUUCCUUUACCUGGGACGUGAAUGAAGAGGCAAAGAUUUUCAUCACUGUGAACUGCCUAAGUACAGAUUUCUCCUCCCAAAAAGGAGUGAAGGGACUUCCUUUGAUGAUUCAGAUUGACACGUAUAGUUAUAACAAUCGCAGCAAUAAACCCAUCCACAGAGCCUAUUGCCAGAUCAAGGUCUUCUGUGACAAAGGAGCCGAGAGAAAAAUCCGUGAUGAAGAGAGAAAGCAGAAUAGGAAAAAAGGGAAGGGCCAGGCCUCCCAGACCCAGUGCAAUAGCUCCUCUGAUGGGAAGUUGGCUGCCAUCCCUCUACAAAAGAAGAGUGACAUCACCUACUUCAAAACCAUGCCGGAUCUGCACUCACAGCCUGUUCUCUUCAUACCUGACGUGCAUUUUUCAAACCUGCAGAGGACUGGACAGGUGUAUUACAACACGGACGAUGAGCGGGAAGGCAGCAGUGUCCUUGUGAAACGGAUGUUCAGGCCCAUUGAAGAUGAGUUUGGUCCGGCACCCUCUAAGCAAAUCAAAGAAGAAGGGGUGAAGCGAGUGCUUCUGUACGUGAGGAAGGAGACGGAUGACGUGUUUGACGCUUUGAUGCUCAAGUCUCCCACAGUGAAAGGACUGAUGGAAGCGAUCUCUGAGAAGUAUGGGCUGCCUGUGGAGAAGAUCUCAAAGCUUUACAAGAAGAGCAAAAAAGGCAUUUUGGUGAACAUGGAUGACAACAUCAUCGAGCACUAUUCGAACGAGGACACCUUCAUCCUCAACAUGGAGAGCAUGGUGGAAGGUUUCAAGGUCACACUCAUGGAAAUCUGA